CUGCUGCCACCUGGGGUUGUCCUAGAUGCCGAAGUGGAUUCUGGCCGUAUCCUGGGCAAACUGGCGCGCCCUGCGUAGACCCUUGGGAAACAGGCCUGGAAUUUCUGUUGCGAGGAGAGUGGGGGAAGGGGAGCCAGUAGGGAUUCCAGAGUUACUGCCUAGGCCACCGAGAGCGAGCCUUGCCACAGAUGGAGAGUUCUUCGUGGCCCCCAAAGGCAGCACUGUGCCCCUUGGUUGAAGGUUCAUAUUCAUCCUUUAGUCCAGCGAAGCCUGUGGCUUUGCAUGGGGGAGUGACUGAGUGAUGACACAGAGCUGCUCAGGCACAGCGCAGAGCCCUCACCCACGGUUUUUAGUUUUGUUCUCCCUUCCCCAGGUAAGGCCGACCUCCCAGCAGUUAGACGUCUGAGCUCUACCAUGGGCAUAGGGAUGUCUAUUGCUACAGUUGUCUCCGACAUCCGGGUCUUCCGGAGUGCGGGCCGGGGCAGACAGUGCAGCAGAAGCAUGCCCAGGAACAUGCCUAGAAGGAGCUGGAAAAAGCCUCAGCCCCAGCUCUGCAGUUUUCAGGCAGAGGAAGAACCGAUGCUGGAACAGCGCUGCAGGGGCCCCGUGGCCAUGGGUCCAGCCCAGCCCCAGCUCCUUUCUGGGUCCUCCCAGGAGUUCUCCCAGCCCAACAGAGGGUUGAGGUACCAGGGCAAGGCAGUAGCUCAGCCAGAAGGCCAAGCCACAGGCAAGGCCCAUCGUUGCGCCCACUGUCGGCGCUGCUUCCCAGGCUGGGUGGCCCUGUGGCUCCACACUCGGCGGUGCCAGGCCCGGCUGCCUCUGCCCUGUCAGGAGUGCAACCAGCGCUUUCGCCACGCCCCCUUCCUAGCGCUGCAUCUUCAGGUCCAUGCCUCUGCCAUCCCUGACCUGGGUUUCACCUGCCACCUCUGUGGGCAUAGCUUCCGAGGCUGGGUAGCCCUGGUGCUGCACCUGAGGGCUCACUCCGCUGUGAAGCGGCCCAUCACCUGUUCCGAAUGCGACCGACGCUUCUGGCGACAAAAGCAGUUUCGAGCUCACCUGAGGAGAUGCCACCCCCCUGCCCCUGAGGCCCGGCCCUUCAUAUGCGGCAACUGCGGCUGGAGCUUUGCCCAGUGGGACCAGCUGGUUGUUCACAAGCGGGUGCACGUGGCUGAGGCCCUGAAGGAGGCAGCAUCCAAGGCCCUGGGCCCCAGACCCCGAGGCCGGCCUGCGGUGACAGCUCCCAGACCAGGCGGAGACGCCGUGGACCGCCCCUUCCAGUGUGCCUGCUGCGGCAAGCGCUUCCGCCACAAGCCCAACCUGAUCGCCCACCGCCGCGUGCACACUGGCGAGCGACCACACCAAUGCCCCGAGUGCGGGAAGCGCUUCACCAACAAGCCCUACUUGACCUCACACCGGCGCAUACACACCGGCGAGAAGCCCUACCCGUGCACGGAGUGCGGCCGCCGCUUCCGCCACAAACCCAACCUGCUGUCGCACAGCAAAAUCCACAAGCGCUCCGAGGCGUCAGCGCAGGCCACACCCGGCGCCGGGAGCCCCCAGAUGGCAGCCGAGCCCAUGGCGCAGCCUGCACGCGGGGCGCCCCUGGGGUCCCCGUGGACCCCGGCCGAGGCCCCUGCGCCCCUGCACAGCUGCGCCGACUGCGGCCGCAGCUUCCGGCUGGAGCGCUUCCUGCGGCUGCACCAGCGGCAGCACAGCGGCGAGCGGCCCUUCGCGUGCACCGAGUGCGGCAAGAACUUCGGCAAGAAGACGCAUCUGGUGGCGCACUCGCGCGUGCACUCGGGCGAGCGGCCCUUCGCCUGCGAGGAGUGCGGGCGCCGCUUCUCCCAGGGCAGCCACUUGGCAGCCCAUCGGCGUGACCACGCCCCAGAGAGGCCCUUCGUGUGCCCCGACUGCGGCAAGGCUUUCCGCCACAAGCCCUACCUGGCGGCGCACCGGCGCAUCCACACGGGCGAGAAGCCCUACGUGUGUCCGGACUGUGGAAAAGCCUUCAGUCAGAAGUCUAACCUGGUGUCGCACCGCCGCAUCCACACGGGCGAGCGGCCCUACGCCUGCCCCGACUGUGACCGCAGCUUCAGCCAGAAGUCCAACCUCAUCACACACCGGAAGAGCCACAUCCGGGAUGGCGCCUUCUGCUGCGCCAUCUGCGGCCAGACCUUUGACGACGAGGACCGACUCUUGAUGCACCAGAAGAAACACGAUGGCUGAGCGAGGCCGUAGCCCUAGGGAGACAGGCCUAGAUGCCCUUGGCAACAGCCUGUCAGUGGCCCCGGUGGGUGCCUGCACUGGCGCUGCUGGAGAGACAGGUAGGGAUCCCAGAGGGACAGAGGAGGCAGUGUGAUCUGGGCUCUGUUUAGGAAUGGCGUUUCCCCGGGUGGCCAGGGAACCCAUUUUAGAAUUCAGGGACCUGGCUUUGAGCUAGUCGGCCCCCAGCUGGUUUUUCUAAGGGUCAUCUCAGACUGCCCUGUACCCUGGAAAAAUAGCAAUAGCAGCCCCGUCUACCCUUUGAGUCCUCUGCCAGAGGAGCUACCAGUGGGAAGGGGCCCCCCCCAUCCUCUGGUGUUAACGCCUUAACGUCCCCGCCUUUACUAUGAGUUACUUCAGGUCAUUUUUUGGGAGUAGGUGUGGUAUAGUCGUUAGUAAAUGAGCCCUGGGGCAGGGAAGUGGGCCCGCUGGAUUCAUGUUGGUGGACCUGCCGGCUCCUUAGGUAGAGGGAGAGGGGAAGCUGAGCUCACUCUUUUCCUUCCUUCCUUCCUUCCUUCCUUCCUUCCUUCCUUCCUUCCUUCCUUCCUUCCUCUCUCUCUCUCUCUCUCUCUCUCUCUCUCUCUCUCUCUCUCUCUCUCCAGUACCCUUCUGCAAUGCCCCCUGCAUAGGUACCCAGAUGUGUAGAGGUCCAUCCAUGUUUGGCAAUGCCACGUUCUACCUGCAGGUUGCCCUCCCAGGACAUUUAUUUACCCCUUCAUCUGCUGGCUUUAUCUGCCCUCUCUCCCCAAGUGCAGGGCUUCCCUGGUGUUUUGUUUAAACCCUUGACCCUCCCCACCUCUUUCCAGAGUGUCAGGAGUUAUGUGAAAGAGUAGUGCCUGAUGCCGGGGAUUUGCCGCAGGGAAGGUUCUGGCAGCCUCCACUAUGCACCUGGGUGCCGGGCACACUCACCCCCAGAGGCGCUGGUUCUAUUGUAGGGUGACUAAUUGUUAGAAUUCUUACUUAUAAUUACUGGAUUCUGCUUUCCUAUGACUUCUGCCUACCAGGUCUUGUUUUGUUUUCUGGAUCAAAACAGAAUAACCAUUUACCUUCCUUUCAAACUAGAGAAUAAAGAUUUGAUUUUAGAACUAA
Molecule: messenger RNA, 3351 nt
Organism: Meriones unguiculatus (Mongolian gerbil)
Lineage: Eukaryota; Metazoa; Chordata; Mammalia; Rodentia; Muridae
Gene: Repin1
Product: replication initiator 1
Exons: 2
Coding region: 415-2226 (603 amino acids)
Cellular component (GO): nucleus
Source: RefSeq, a predicted model, not a curated record